This is a messenger RNA of Cygnus olor (mute swan), 1226 nucleotides long. Its product is annotated as potassium voltage-gated channel subfamily C member 3-like. The transcript is spliced from 3 exons. NCBI's taxonomy places the organism in Eukaryota, Metazoa, Chordata, Aves, Anseriformes, Anatidae. The record is from RefSeq and is a predicted model, not a curated record. The coding region runs from base 1 to 1200 and encodes 399 amino acids.
AUGGCAGAAAGUGCCUCUCUCUCUCUCUCUCCCUGUUUCUGCAACUCUCCUGAGACUCGGGGCUGCCAUUGGGCAGUCAGUCACUGCAAUCCGCCUACUUUUUUUCUCUCCCUCUCUCUCUCUCCCUCCUUUUUUUUUUUUUUUUUUUUUUUUUUUUUUUUAAAGGAGAGGAUGACAACGGAGAGACACCGAUCUCGCUCGGGCUGCAAUGCACCCUCUCUCCCCGGGCCAGCCCUGUCCGUACGCCCAGCUCUCGGAGCGGUCCCCACCCGCUCAGCGCUGCAUUUUGGGGCGGCUCGCUCCGUGCCUCGGCGAAGGCAGCUCUUGGGCUCUGGCUCGGAGACGUCCUGGAGGAGCCGGCAGCUCCUGGUUAAUUGCUUUAUGAUGGGUGGCUGCCCCAGCUCCCCCGAAGGGCUCCGCCGUCCCCUCCAGCCCCGGAGGGCUCUUGGCUCUUGUUGCCCCUGCUGUUGCAAAUCAAGCUCUGGUUUCGGGGGACCUCUGUACAAAAAAAAAAAAAAAAAAAAAAAAAAAAAAGGACGUGCACGUUGUCUUAGCCCGCCUAAGAGAGAAAUAAAGACGUGCACACUCGUAGCUUCCUGGUGGGGCUGGCUUUGGCGUGAGAGAAGGGGGGAAAGGACGGGUGGGCAGCAGCCGGGUGACGGGGGCGAGCGGGGGCCGCGGUGCCCGGCCGGCCGGGAGCCUCUCCCGCAGCCCCCGGGGGCAGAACUGCCGCCUCUCCCCUUCCCUCCUUCUUUCCCAGAGGAUGCAGGGCGGGCUAGGCGCUUUGCCGGCGGAUCAGCCCCCUCUCCCCUGCGUGCCCCUCGGGCCCCGGGCCGGGGGGAGCUCGCCCCGACCCUGCUGCGGCCAGCGGGAGCCCCUCGCCCCGCGGAGCAAUGGAUUCGUCUGGUUUUCGGCUGCGGUUUCUUUCUUACACCAAAACCUGCAGUGUCCGGCAGGAGAGCACGUCGGAAGACAGAAAGAGCUUUGACCGCACGUCCAGCAGGCAACGCAUUGGACUCCUUUCAGGUCGGAACCAGGAAAGACGACGGGGAACACGGGGGACUUGCCCCCCGAGCCCCGAUCUGGGCACGGCCAGCCGCUCUGUCUUUCCAGAGGGUCCCAGCACUCGUCCCCAGAGCAUCCGCUGCGAUUUGCAUCUGUGGCACAGCUGCGAUUUUGGACUUCCGACGCGUUUAUUAAUUAAACUGGAGCUGGCUGCUCUGCGA